Corticium candelabrum is the source of this 683-nucleotide messenger RNA. RefSeq names its product ATP synthase subunit delta, mitochondrial-like. Bases 6 to 497 code for a protein of 163 amino acids. Gene Ontology annotation, molecular function: proton-transporting ATP synthase activity, rotational mechanism. The record is from RefSeq and is a predicted model, not a curated record. Lineage: Eukaryota; Metazoa; Porifera; Homoscleromorpha; Homosclerophorida; Plakinidae. The transcript is spliced from 4 exons. Gene Ontology annotation, biological process: proton motive force-driven ATP synthesis.
CAAAUAUGGCGGCGGCCAGGAGUUUGUUUUUGGUUCGACGAUUUCCACGAUUUAGAGUUGGACUCGUUCCUGUGCGAGGACUGGCGGAAGGUGAAGACGUCAGCAGCUUUCCUUUGAGGUUUUCAUCACCGUCUCAGGCCUUUUUUGACAACACGCGAGUAGUUCAAGUAGACGUACCAGCUACUAGUGGAAACUUUGGUAUCUUACCCAAACACGUGCCUUCUCUCGCCGUCCUUCGACCUGGCGUAGUGACAGUUUAUGAAGGCGACAAGAACUCUAAAUAUUUUGUGAGUAGUGGAACUGUGACGGUAUUGGAUGAUGCUUCUGUUCAGAUAGUAGCAGAAGAGGCUGCUCAUAUUGAGAACUUGGAUAUUCAGGCCGCCAGAAGUGGUUUAGAACAAGCCCAACAACAACUCACGUCUGCAUCAGAAGAAACCAAGGCGGAAGCUAUGGUAGCCGUAGAGUUGUAUGAAGCAAUCUUGAAAGCUUUAGAGUAGACUUUACGGACGGUUGACUAUAUAUCGUGUGUAUUGUACUGCUUGGUAACUCUCUUGUCAAUAGUAUGCCCAGUUACACCAACUAAAAAUGUUUGAAAACUUUAUUGCCACUGUUCAUGUUAUUUGUUACUUUUGUUUGAGACUCGACAUUACUACUAAGGCUUAGACACAAACAUUUGAAUGACA